UAUGCAACUAAAAUAUCUGCCUCACCUUUACCCCCACACACAACGGGGUGCAUCAGAGCUGAGGAAAUAUUAUUGCCAGUAAAGGGGGCGGGGGGUUGUUGACUUAAUUCCACGGCCCUUUGAGGAUAGCUCAUUCAUACAAGCAGCUAGAGUAGGGAAGGAUAUUCUGUUGAUUACUGCUGUAGCAGAUUGAAGGCAGGCAGUAACCACUGAAGAUUGACGAGACUUUGACAACAAACAGUUGGUCAGUUGUCUACCCUGUCAAGGUCUUCAAGCACACGGCAACAUGUCUACAGUAACUUGACACAGUCAGUGAGGGCAUUUCGUUACUGUGAGUACAGGCAACAUUGAAGGGAAACUACUCAGUUCAACUGUGGCAAGGUAGAACGAUAUCUGUGAAUUGUGACGUUAGACCCAGUAACGUACAUCAACGUGGGAUACUUUAUCACUGAUAAAGUACUCAGUGGCGUGGUAGCCAGUGACGUAUCAGAGUGACGUAGUACCCAGUAACGUAGUACCCAGUGACGUAGUACCCAGUGACGUAGUACCCAGUGACGUAGUACCCAGUGACGUAGUACCCAGUGACUUCGUCCCGAGUGAAGCAGCACACACACAAACAAUGCAGCGCAAAGGCUGGGUCUCCCUCACCCUCUUCCUGAUUGUCGUGGCUACCGUUAUCCACAUCGCUGGACUGGUCAGCCCGCUGUGGAUCUGGCUGGUAAAGACGGAGUACACCGUCGCCGUCGGUCUCUACUACAGGGUGGGCUGCGGGGCGAGCACCGACGGCCCGUGCACGAGCCCCACCUUCAAGACGGACCUACCCUUCAACUACAUCGCAGAGUAUACAUACAAGACCAAAGAAUGGGAAGCCAUAGUAUGGCUGGAGUCCAUAGCUGCAGGCAUAGCUGUGUUGCUGUGUGUCAUGGCCCUUGUCUAUCGGGCUGGGUUUGGGGUCUGGAAGAAGAUGAGCAGCCUAAAUCUGGCUAUGACCAUCACGGCUAUCCUCACGUGGCUGCCCCUGGGUGCGGGUCUGAUCCUCUACAUCAUCCGCUACGGUCUGGUGAUCACACGCAGCCCCGACCUCAACAGUCGCAGCUUCCCCUGGUCGCCGCUCCUGUGCCUCAUCGCCGGGGUCAUCUUCUUCAUCGUCCCCUUCUUCAUCCGCCUCAAAUGCAGCCACCGGAACUACAUCCAACACGCCAUCCCGACAUCGGCCGACUCCAAGAUGGUUUUGAACCCGUCUACCAAAAACCAGAUCAUGAGACGGUACUUCAGCCCUUCGCCGUACCGAGAGGACCGCCGUCAAGCGCUGCAGUCGCCAGAGUCUGUUUACUCUAACGACCAGAGGUAUCUCCUUGGCAACGGUCACGCUAGAGCGAUUACCAAUGGAGGGUUUACCAACCCUUCUAUGAAGGCUAUUGAGUACGAGGUUGUCGACAACCAGGUUGGCGUGUCGGGGGAUGUGCAGUAUAAGUACACACCGGUUAUAGAGACGGCAAAUUUGGUGACAGGGGUCACGCUAGGGUCAGAGGUCACAAAGGGGGAGGUUGUGAAUAGAAACAUUGUCUACAACAGCGAGGUCAAACCUUUGAACAAUAUCGAAACCACGCAGGUGAUUGAGCGGACAUACGUCACAAAAACCGGAAGUGGGGGGUACGGUGGGAACUACUCGACGGAUCAGGCGGAGUACCUGAGGAGGCAGGAGGAGAUGCACAGGCAGUGGGAGGAGCUGCAGGCUCAGGCGGCGGAGAGGAGGUUCAGAGAGGAGAGGCUGGUGGGGACACAGGUCGUCCUCAGUGACCGCCGACACGACGGCUUCUCCGACAUCAACGACGACGCGUCCGUCGGCAAGACCAUCUUCUACACCGGGAAAGAAGGAGUCACCCGCGUCCUCGGCUCCGGGCUGCGGAGUCAGUCAAACUACACAGCGGAGGUGACGCGAAAUGAGGGUCACUUCAAACAGAACGGGGUCGUCCAAGAGAUACGGACGGUCAUUCACCCGCCAACACCCCCGCCCCAGGUGUAUCGAGAGGUGAAGGUCAUCGAGCAAGAGAAAGGUCAUUUACAUAAAGAUUUCCGGGUUUUAGCCGACAGCAGUGUUGAUAAAUCGGGCGUGUACACGUCACACAUAAGGCCGGCUACUCCAUCUGGGGAUAAGCUAGUUCUGUCCCCUGGUUAUUUAUCCGGGGAUCGGAUCAAGUAUAACGGUACUUACAUGUACCGGCCGUACACGGAGGAGAUAUACUGAAACACACGCCCUGAUAAAAACUCAUAGUCUUAAAAUAUGAUGACGACUUUGUGAGAAAAAAACAACUUGCUGCCACAAAUAUCCUAAAUGAACUAGUGAGACAAAUAUCCUGAACAAAUAAAUGGCACCAUAAUCCUGAACAACUACUGCCACAAAUAUCCCGAAAGACAACGGAGACAAAAUUCUGAGAAAAAUUCCUGUCACGAACAUUACAUAUUCUGACAUUUGUCAAGCCAGGGUAGGUAACUCAUGAAAAGACGAGUACACAAAGAUAACCAGCAGUUAUCGCAGCUUUUCAAUUCACCAAAAGAAAACCGAAGUCGUCAAAUUCGUUUGAGCUAUUAACAGAAGUUAUGUUUAAUCUCUAGCUUUCGCCUUAAGUUCCGUCACACAUCUUUCGUCAUCGUGGGAAAACAUGCAUAUAUAUAGUCAUAUGAUACAUUUAUUUAUUACGAUUUAUAAUAUUUAUAAAUAUAGUUUAUAUGAAUUUUUAUCAAUUUAUUCAAAAUGUAAAUAUUUAACUCGACCAGUUGUUCAUAAUUUUGUUAAAUUUAUAAUGCAAAUUUCAAGCUUAUACUUUUGUAUAUUUAUCUUGUGAAGAUUUAAAUAAAAAUAAAAAUAUUUUUGUGUCCAGAGUGUA
Messenger RNA from Physella acuta, 2888 nucleotides. RefSeq lists its product as uncharacterized. NCBI's taxonomy places the organism in Eukaryota, Metazoa, Mollusca, Gastropoda, Physidae. The record is from RefSeq and is a predicted model, not a curated record.